Molecule: messenger RNA, 3536 nt
Organism: Eleginops maclovinus (Patagonian blennie)
Lineage: Eukaryota; Metazoa; Chordata; Actinopteri; Perciformes; Eleginopidae
Gene: stau2
Product: staufen double-stranded RNA binding protein 2
Exons: 15
Coding region: 56-2026 (656 amino acids)
Biological process (GO): intracellular mRNA localization; anterograde dendritic transport of messenger ribonucleoprotein complex; germ cell development
Cellular component (GO): plasma membrane; cytoplasmic stress granule; neuronal cell body
Molecular function (GO): double-stranded RNA binding; mRNA binding
Source: RefSeq, a predicted model, not a curated record
GUUUGCCAAUGUCGGAGGUGUAACUGGGGUCUGGCCCUGGACAAAGGAAUAGAGCAUGGCUCAAGUGAAAGUUCAGACCUCAGCACCCCUGGCUGGUCCUGGCCUCUCCCCCGGAGCCCCCCCGCCGGCCAUGGCCAGCCCCGGACCCCUGGGUCUGCAGCCCUCCGUUAACGGCACAGGCCCGGCCCCCACACCCGCCUGCCCCGCUCCUGCAGUCGGAUAUGGGGACGACCCUGUGUCUGCCACAUCGCCAGGCCCGCCCCAGGAGAACAUGGCAAACCCUAAAGAGAAAACUCCGAUGUGUUUGGUGAAUGAGUUAGCCCGUUUCAACCGGAUCCAACCGCAGUACAAGCUCCUCAACGAGAGAGGCCCCGCACACGCUAAGAUCUUCACGGUGCAGCUGACUCUGGGGGAGCAACUGUGGGAGGCGGAGGGAACCAGCAUCAAGAAGGCGCAGCACUCCACAGCCGCCAAAGCUCUGGAGGAGAGCGUCCUGCCGCGGCCCGCCCCCCGCUCCCCGAAAGUGGACAUCAACAGCAACCCAGGCAGUAUAACACCCACAGUGGAGCUGAAUGGUCUGGCCAUGAAGAGGGGGGAGCCGGCCAUCUACCGGCCUCUGGAUCCUAAACCCAUGCCCAACUACAGAGCCAACUACAACUUCAGAGGCAUGUUCAACCAAAGGUACCAUUACCCCGUCCCGAAGAUCUUCUACGUGCAGCUGUCUGUGGGGAGUAACGAGUUCAUCGGAGAGGGACGAACCCGCCAAGCGGCGAGACACAGCGCCGCCAUGAAGGCCCUGCAGGCGCUGCGCAACGAGCCCAUCCCCGAGAGACCCCCACAGAGCCCGGAGGAGAAGGAGGAGUCUGAGGAAGGCACGGACGCCAGCAAAUCAGAGAUCAGCCUGGUGUACGAAAUCGCCCUGAAGAGGAACCUGUCUGUCAACUUCGAGGUGUUGAAGGAGAGUGGCCCCCCGCACAUGAAGAGCUUCCUGACCCGCGUCAGCGUUGGCGAGUUUUCCGCAGAGGGCGAGGGCAACAGCAAGAAGCUCUCCAAGAAACGCGCCGCUCUGUCCAUCCUGCAGGACCUGAAGAAGCUGCCCUUCAUGCCCGUGGUGGAGAAACCCAAGACGCACUACAAAAAACGCACCAAGACCAUCCUCAAGACGGGUCCAGACUACGGGCAGGGCAUGAACCCCAUCAGCCGCCUGGCUCAGAUCCAGCAGGCCAAGAAGGAGAAGGAGCCAGAGUACCUGCUGCUGUCCGAGAGGGGGAUGCCCCGCCGCCGGGAGUUCAUCAUGCAGGUGAAGGUGAACAGCGAGGUCGCCACGGGAACAGGACCCAACAAGAAGGUGGCCAAGAGGAACGCGGCGGAGGCGAUGCUCCUGCAGCUCGGAUACAAGGCGUCCACCGGCCCCCAGAGCCCCACCGAGAUGGACAACAAAGGCUGGAACGGACAAAAGGCGUCAUUUACCGAGGUGACGAGUAACACCCAGAAGGGUCUGCUCCACCUCAGCCCCGACGUCUACCAGGAGAUGGAGGCCAGCAGGAAGCAGGGCGGCGGCGCUCCGGGCUCCAACAGCGGCGGUAACUACAUGACCUCCAAAGACAUGGGCCCGCUGCCCCCGGGACACCCCCCGUACUACAGCGGCUCCUCGCCCAGCCCCACGGCCACCAUGGCCCGGGAGCUGCUGCUGAACGGACAGACGCCUGCCAACGCCGACGCCGCACUGCACCUGAAGGGGAAGAACUGCGGCGUUGCCGUGCAGCCGGCUCAGCAGCUCGACUACCUAGCCCGCAUCCAGGGCUUCCAGGUGCAGUACAGCGACGCACAAAGCGGCAAAGAUUUCGUGACCUAUCUGACCCUCUCUCCUGUGCAGAUGACUUUCCACGGCACCGGGAGCACCCUCCAAGCCAGCCAUGACCAGGCGGCUCUAAGUGCCUUGAAACAGCUGUCGGAGCAGGGACUGGACCCGGUGGAUGGCCCCAUCAAGGGCAGUGAGCCGUGUGUGCGGGAGGACGGACAUUAAACAGACUAACUCAGGCACCACCACUCAGGUCUGCACGGAUUCAAAGGCUGUCGUCUAGGAGCUGACAACCCCCCCACCCCACCCCACCCUCAACGCCCCAUAACCUACACCCCCCCACCCCACGAUCGCCACUGUAUCCUGCAAAACCUGUCAACAUGCAAUAGGGUGGAUGUGCACCGAGAAAUGACCGACUAAAACACCUGACUGAGUCUAUGUGAAGACAACGCUAUGGUAACACGCUUAUCGAUGAUUUCUAAAUUCCACAAGAGAAAUGCAUGGUACUGUAUGAAACCAGGGGGGGAAUCCUGAGUGAGACCCUGCAGAGACCCUUUGGAUUGAUGUCUGUUGGUAUGGUUAAACACAAAUAUGUACGUCAUGCCAUUGAAACACAGGAGGAACACCACCGUACAGUAGCUUAUGUUUCCGGGGGUUUUAUGUUUCAGUUUUUUUAUUCCUUUUAUUAAUCUAACAAUGCUUGAGUACUGUAUUUAAAAUUAACCAAUGCCAGUGCUGUGAAAGUUGUAGUUGUUGUCUUCAUAUAUAGUCACCCAGCUUACCUUUGUACGCUGACAUUAAGAAAAAAAAAGAGCUCAUCUAUCUAUAUGGACGUGUAUGACCUGCAAGAGUAUCAUAUCCCCCCCCCAAAAAAAUAACAGAAAAGUUUUCAUGUGGACAAACAGGACUGGUGUUAGCAGUAAUCAUAGAAGUGUUGGAAGACCCUUUGCUUCCUGAAGGGUCCCGUUAACAUGCCCCCCCCCCCCCCGGCAUAGCAUCACUGGAGCGGAGGCUACACACAGAGCUUUCUGCGUGUCCUCCACCCAGUGAUUUUGUGUCCCCCGCUCCCACAGUUUUGUCGAUCACAUCUACACCCAUUGUGUGUGCUGUAUUGACCCGCCGAGGCAUCAACUGGGUGCUUUUAAUGCCUGCAUUAGUCUGGAGUGUGUCUUCUGAGCGGACAAACCCUGCCCCCCUCUCCGCUGAAGGCCACUCUGUCACUUUGUUCACUGACUUUGAGGACGUGUCUUCUUCCUGGCUGUGAGUACAACGUGUAAUCAGGCUGUCUGUUACUGAAAUGCAGUAAAAACACCUCAGUUCAUGUGGAAAAAAAACCUGUUUCUGCGUCUCUUAUUGUCUCCUCCUGCAGGAACACGCUAUUAGCACCGUUAGUGAAAAUGUGUCGAAAACCUGUAAUAAAGCCGUGAUGGACUACAUGUCCCAUGAUCCAUUGCACUCCAGAUACAGACACUGAGCCCAAAUAUGGUCAAUUUACUUUAAGUGAUUAAGUCAAUUGCUCCUUUAGUUAUGAAGGUAGUGGAAUAAAGACACAGAUGCACUUUAGUGGAAAUCAGCGUGGAAAAAAUGGUAGUUAAUUUCCACACCUUUUCAAAAUAAAAGCCCGAUUUAAAAUCAUAAGGCAGCAGCUCUUAAACAAAUCUGUACGUAUGUCUUAUUUUCUCCUCCUGUUACUGAAAUGACCCUCUUUAUUUUCCCAUAUUGUUCAUGCCUUCAG